AUGAUUGAGAAUAAUGUCCCUGAAGUUGAAUACUAUCUAAGAAGUUUUCUUUUAUUCACAAAGCUGUUUGAAAAACUUGACUACAGUCCGCCUACCAAAGUUCGGCACCAUUCUUCCCUACAGACCCCAGAACAGCUGCAGGAAUUGUUCGCGUAUUUCUUUCAGUUUGGUGCUGCGGCCGAGCGUUAUGUCAACAAUGACACAUUCUUUGAAGAAUUAUGGAAAAAUGCCAAUUCUAUAAAAGGACGACAGUGGUUUCUUGGAGGCAAUGCUUUAUCUAUGGCUCAACGUUUGGUCCAAGAAGGAGCUGAAGUCCUUUUAGGAAUGUCCCAUUCUAAGAAACUGCGGGCUCUCCUCCCUCCAGAAGUUAAAGUUGCUGGCCCCAAUCUUGUAACUGACGAUAUACAUUUAAUCCUCGAAUACAACAAGGGAGAUAACUGGGGAAGUUUCACGUCACCCAGAGCUAAUAGAUUAAUUUUACAUAGUGACAACAGCAAUCCACAACUUGAGGCCCUGGAAAAUUUCCAAGAACAACUUGACUCUUUUCAGCCAUCUUUGCUUGUUUUAGGCGGUCUUCAGAUGAUGGAUAACUUCCCCUAUGAACCAGGUGAGAGAACUGGACGACUAAACAAAGUUCAAGAAAUGCUGUCAAGUCUUCCUCGAAAGACCAAGGUUCAUUUUGAAUUUGCAUCAUUCACGGAUAUGGACCUUCUUCAUGAAAUAAUGGCUAAAGUAAUUAUCUAUGCAGAUUCUAUCGGGCUCAACGAGCAGGAAUUACCAAACUUGGUCACUUUGUUGAAUGAUGGUAGUGUAACUGUUGUGUCAGACAGCUAUCCAAGAAUUGCAACAGUUCUAGAUCAGAUGCGUUUUGUCUACAGUCAUUUGCAGAAUAGCAGUGAGUUGGAAGGCAGACGUCGAUUGACUCGUCUACAUGUACACACUAUUGCCUUCCAGGCUAUCCUUACAGACAAAUCAUCCACUUGGAAGAACUCUAUGUCUGCCACAGCUAAAGCUGCACUGACUGCUCAUAGGCAUGUUUGUGGAUCAGCAGACAUAGAUACGUUAAAAGCUCGAAUAUUAAUGGAUGAUUCCUUUUCAACAAGUAAGCUCAAAUCAGCACAGCGAAUUCCUCUCCAGAAAAACCGUCCAGUUUCAUGCUGGGAUGAAGAUCGUUUCCAGAUCUGUAUAGCUCCAGUUCUUGUCUGUACUAAGGUUCAGCAGACUGCAGGGGGUGGAGACAACAUUUCCUCGGCAGGUCUUGUAUUACAGGUUUAA
Molecule: messenger RNA, 1275 nt
Organism: Acanthosepion pharaonis
Lineage: Eukaryota; Metazoa; Mollusca; Cephalopoda; Sepiida; Sepiidae
Source: the annotation of a GenBank genome assembly